Molecule: messenger RNA, 1823 nt
Organism: Durio zibethinus
Lineage: Eukaryota; Viridiplantae; Streptophyta; Magnoliopsida; Malvales; Malvaceae
Product: Tetratricopeptide repeat (TPR)-like superfamily protein
Biological process (GO): RNA modification
Molecular function (GO): RNA binding; protein binding; zinc ion binding
Source: RefSeq, a predicted model, not a curated record
UGCAGCUAAAUUGUAAGAAAAACAGAUACGGAAACGGAAAACCCAUGGAAUGGCCGACCUUGAGUCACUCAUACAGAAAUGCACAUCCUUCUCCCACAUAAAGCAACUCCAAGCUUACUUCUUCACAACCGGUAACUUUCAAUCCUGCCGCACCCGCUCCAAACUCCUCGACCUUUGCGCCAUCGCCCCCUUUGGCUCUCUCUCAUUUGCUAUCUCUAUUUUCCGCCAAAUCCGAACCCCUUUUACCAAUGACUUCAAUGCCAUUAUCCGCGGCCUGGUCCAAAGCCCUGAACCCACGGCGGCCUUCGCGUGGUACCGAACCAUGCAACGUGGGUCUUUCAGAGUGGAUGCCCUUACGUGCUCUUUCACGCUGAAAGCUUGCGCGCGUGUCUUGGCUGCUACUGAAGCUCGUCAGCUUCAUGCCAACAUAAUGCGUUUGGGGUUCAUGGCGGAUGCUUUGUUAGGAACUACGUUGCUAAACGUGUAUGCAAAAGUUGGCGAUCUUGGUCGUGCAAGGAAAGUGUUUGAUGAAAUGCCCCAACGAGAUAUCGCCUCGUGGAAUUCCUUGAUUUUCGGGUUGGCUCAAGGGAACCAAGCCAGUGAAGCGUUAGAAUUGUUUAAGAGAAUGGAAGUUGAAGGGUUAAAGCCUAAUGAGGUUACCGUUCUUGGUGUUCUUUCAGCGUGUUCGCAUCUGGGAGAUUUUAAAGAAGGUGAAAAGAUUCAUCUGUUUAUAAGGAACGAAAAGUUGGAUUUGAACGUGCAAGUUUGUAAUGCACUUAUUGAUAUGUAUGCAAAUUGCGGAUUUGUGGAUAAGGCCUAUGGUGUGUUUGAUGACAUGGGUUGUCGAAAGUGCCUUGUUACAUGGAAUACUAUGAUCAUGGCCUUUGCAAUGGAUGGAAAUGGACUUAAGGCGCUUCAGCUUUUCCAGCAAAUGGAUGGAGCUCGGGUGCAGCCUGAUUCUGUAACAUAUCUUGCUGUGCUAUGUGCUUGUAAUCAUGCUGGCCUGGUUGAGGAUGGUGUGAGAUUGUUUAAUACAAUGGGGAAGCAUGGAGUGAAACCUAAUAUGAAGCAUUAUGGAAGUGUGGUUGAUUUGUUAGGUCGAGCCGGGAGGCUUAAAGAGGCUUAUAAUAUUAUCAAUUCUAUGCCAAUGGUCCCAGACGUAGUGCUUUGGCAGAGUUUGCUUGGAGCAUGCCGGAUUUACAAGGAUGUGGAGAUGGCAGAGAUUGCUUCGAGGAAUCUGGUGGAGAUGGGGUCCAAUAAUUGUGGGGAUUUUGUGUUGUUAUCAAAUGUUUAUGCAGCACAUGAGAGAUGGAAUGAUGUUGGUAGGGUGAGGGAUUCCAUGAAGAAAAGGGAUGUGAAGAAGGUGCCUGGUUUUAGCUACAUUGAGGUAGAUGGUUUGAGGCAUAAGUUUUUUACUGGUGAUAAGAGCAAUGCCAAAUGGAAAGAGAUAUAUUCGAAAUUGGAUGAGAUCAGAUUCAGGAUUAAAGAGUUAGGCUAUGUGGCUGAAACUAGUUUUGUUCUUCAUGACAUAGGGGAGGAGGAGAAGGAGAACCAACUUUGUCAUCAUAGUGAGAAGUUGGCAGUGGCCUUUGGUUUGAUUAGUACGAGCGAAGGGACCCCAAUUCAAGUUAUUAAGAAUCUUAGGAUAUGUGUAGAUUGUCAUGUUGUGAUUAAGCUUAUAUCAAAGAUAUAUGAGCGACAAAUUAUUGUGAGGGAUAGAGUUCGGUUUCACAAAUUUAAAGAUGGAUUUUGUUCUUGUAGGGAUUACUGGUGAGUGGUGACCCCGGUUUCUUUCCCUUUUUUUUUUCCUGAAUUAAUUCAUC